Messenger RNA from Trichomonas vaginalis G3, 795 nucleotides. RefSeq lists its product as uncharacterized. The coding region runs from base 1 to 795 and encodes 264 amino acids. The record is from RefSeq and is a predicted model, not a curated record. NCBI's taxonomy places the organism in Eukaryota, Parabasalia, Trichomonadida, Trichomonadidae. The transcript has a single exon.
AUGCACAAGAGUGAAGAAGGUGGCUCUUUAUACGUGAGUUGUUCUAAAGGUGAAUGUGUUCAAGACAGAAUCUGCAGCUUUGGCUCCAACACGGUCAAUCCAGGUGCAUAUUGCUAUAUUGAAGUUUCAGAUGAAUUUCCAAAUAAGAAUUAUCUCCUUGAUUCAACCAUUACUUCAAGUGGCCAAGAAAAUCCAGAUGAAAACGAUAAUAUUUGUUUGUACAGUGGGGAAAUAAAUAUGAAAUCAAUCAAUAUUUCAAACUCAAAACUUUAUUACGAUAGUAUUUACAAUGUUGUAUAUAGUUCUAACUCAAAUGUAACGCUUUCAACAUUUUCAAACAACACAACUACAUUUGAAGAUAUUUAUGAAAUAUAUGUUACAGCAUUAUCUGAUUCACUUGAAUUUAAAAUUCUUUUUUGUAAUUUCUUUGAAAAUGAAUGCAAUUACUUUAUUAUCAGUUUUCAUGAUCUCUUUAUCAAUAAUUGCAGUUUUAAUAAAAAUAAUAUUAAUGAAAGAUACUUUUCCACAGACUCCAAACAAAUUAUAGUUAAAGGAUGUUAUUUUGACAUCUCAGAUCCUAUUAAAAUCGGAAACGUCAUAAUUACAGAAGAAUUAGGUUCAAUUUAUCCAGAAAACUAUCAUUUGUCUUCAGGUUUAUGUUUUGCAAAACUAAAACUAGAAUUUCCAGAAGAAAAAAAGGCAGAAACAGAAGAAAAAGAAGAAAUUAAAAUUAACUUCAAAAGAAAAAAUAAAUUUAAUAUCUUCGUUUGUUUUGUUUUUAUUUUUCCUAAAUAA